UGCUUUCGGCUAGACUAUUCGAUAUUUUUUCAUUCUUCGGUUUAGGCAUUCUCAUUUAUGGAUUUGAAAUCCUGUUGCUUACUUUUCCAUCCCGUUUACUUUAAGUAUCAAUAUUAAAUUCAGCAGAAAUAUGGCAUUCAAGCCCAUAGAUCCUAAACGUGACGAGUUUCGGCGCUACCUUGAGCGAUCCGGUGUAAUAGAGGCCUUGACGAAAGUUUUUGUACGAAUUGCAAAUGAACAUCCAGAAAACCCACUCGAUUAUUUGCGUCAUAAUUUAGGAGACUCUCUACAUCAAGCAGACAGUGUGGCAUAUUUGCAAAGUGAACUUGAAGAAGCUCGCAGUGAAAUUCAACGAUUGCGUGGUAUUAUUGAAAGUGUCCACCCAGAAGCUCUUUUGGAACAGCCACAGCUUCGUGAGGUAGUGGACAAAAACAACGAGGACGCAGCGUCAGAAAAUCAAGAGGUAUCGUCUGAUUCGGUAACAAAACCACAAGAGGAAUCUGAAACAUCAGGACGUCCGGGCAGUGGAGCACCACAAGUUCCAAAUGUAGAUAAUAUUCAACAGGAUGAUCUGGAUAAAAAUUUAGAAACCCCUGAUGAUUCUUCCAAUACUAACAAUCCGAUGCCGACAAAUGCAGCACAAAAUGUAGACAAUAAUUCUUAAAGUAUCUAACCCGUCCAGCAUUAAAUAGCUUAAGUACAAUUGGUACGCAGCUAAGUUCCUUAUUUCCAAAAAUGUAGGAAAUAUAUUAUAUGUAUACAUACAUUCUAUAUACCUAGUAUAAUAAAGUGAUUUAUAUCAUAAAAGCAAGCCUAGAGCCAAGCCAAAAUAGUUGGUUUAGUAUCGGAUCGAA
Molecule: messenger RNA, 854 nt
Organism: Anastrepha obliqua
Lineage: Eukaryota; Metazoa; Arthropoda; Insecta; Diptera; Tephritidae
Product: c-Myc-binding protein homolog
Exons: 2
Coding region: 131-664 (177 amino acids)
Biological process (GO): regulation of DNA-templated transcription
Cellular component (GO): nucleus
Molecular function (GO): transcription coactivator activity
Source: RefSeq, a predicted model, not a curated record